GGAAGUCUGAUUUUACAGAUAAGUCCUUUCACUACACUAACAACUACUCAUCAGACCUUUUAUUUCACAAAAUCAAAUUUAAAAUAGAAGUCUUAAUAAAAUAAAAAGUGUAUAAGUAUUUAGGCAAUGACACUACAGCCCAAAUUCAAACAGACGAUAUUUGCGUUGCCGGCCCACAUGAGCCUGGUGAACAUGGGCAUGAUGUACGGCUACCCCGCCAUCCUCACGCCAGCGCUGCUGAGCGCCACGGGAGAUGAAGUGAAGGCUGAUAAACACACUGCUUCUUGGCUAGCGUCAUUACCAGGUUUUACGGCCUUAGUACUGGUGGUGGUGGUUGGCCCCCUCAUGAGUGCCUACGGGCGCCGGCCCACCCAGCUCAUCACCACAUCCCUCGUCCUCGCCGGCUGGUUAGUCACGGCUUUUGCAACCUCCAUAACCGCCCUGUUUGCGGGCAGAGCACUUCAAGGUGUCUGCAAUGGAUGUCUCUACUUCAAUUCUAUAUUAAUUGGAGAGAUAUCCAGUCCAUCAAUAAGAGGAGUCCUGUUAAACGUUAAAUUAGUAUCAGUAUCCUUGGGUAUCCUAAUAAUACACGGAUCUGGGUGCAUUCUCCAAUGGCGGAGCGUGGCGUGGGUAGGCACCGUGCCUUGUUUAAUAAGUAUAGCAAUAACGCUAUGCUCACCGGAAACUCCUGACUGGCUCGUGUCGAAGGGAAGAUUUGAGGAAGCAGAAACAGCAUUCUUUACUUUAAGAGGAAGGUCCAAUGAAUCAAAAAGGGAAUUGAGUAAACUUAUUGACUCACAAAAACAAAAGAGAAGGAAAGAGAUUGGAUUACAAAGAAAUAGUUUUAUGGCAAUUCUGGGACAGCUGAAAUGUAAAGCGAUGUGGCGGCCUGUAAUUCUGCUUACCUGUGCUACUGUUAUUCCUGAAGCGGGAGGAAGACACUUCUUUCCAUCGUACUCCGUCCAGCUAGCGGAGCAAAUUACAGGGGACAAGACGAAAGGAUUACUGUACACCAUAAUCAUGGAUGUGAUUUCCGUACUGGCGGGAAUAAUUUGCACGCUCAUGGUAGGAAAGUUUUCAAGGAGGGGUUUAACAUUUUACUGUGGAUUCACAGCUAAUGUACUUUUGAUUGUGUCCUGUUUCUUUAUGUAUCUUCAAAAAACAUACGUUACUUAUGGUUUUUUCAUGUGGUUGUCUGUAUCAUUUUUGGUUUUAUAUUACAUUAUAGUAAACGGGUCAGUGUUUGGAAUUUGUUACGUAUUGAUGGGUGAAUUAUUGCCUUUAGAAUUUCGUGCUACAGGAGUUGUUAUAGAUGGUAUUGUGUCUGCAUUCAUACUCACAUUUGUUAUUAAAGUUACACCAUAUCUGAAAGACAGUUUAGGCAUUGACGGUAUGUUAUUUGUUUUUGCUCUCUGUAUGGCUUCAGCUUUGAUUUACAUGUACUACGACUUGCCUGAAACUAAAAACCGGACACUCCAUGACAUAGGAGAGUAUUUUAGAGGUAAUAGCCCUAAGUUAUUCAGUGACGAGGCGCUAAUGGAUAACGACGAAACUGACACAUUUGUUAUCAGUAAGGAGUAAGUAAUAGAUAACUAAAUAAAAGGAAUGAAAUAAAGGGACUAAAGCCUCAGAACUCUGGUCAUAAUCAGCAAUCUAACAAUAUUAUUUUUCAAACUAGCUGGCCAGGCUUCCUUAUGUGAAUCAGAUUGUAUGAAAGUUGUUGUAAUAUUAUUUUUUAUGUGUAUUUACUUAGUUAAAUAUAAGAUUUUCCAAUAAGUUUUUGAUUGAAGACUUUUAAUUAAUUUUAUCAUACUCUUAAAUUACGUCAGUGGUACCUAGCUCUUAGGAUCCGAAAAG
Molecule: messenger RNA, 1857 nt
Organism: Plutella xylostella (diamondback moth)
Lineage: Eukaryota; Metazoa; Arthropoda; Insecta; Lepidoptera; Plutellidae
Product: facilitated trehalose transporter Tret1-like
Biological process (GO): transmembrane transport
Cellular component (GO): membrane
Molecular function (GO): transmembrane transporter activity
Source: RefSeq, a predicted model, not a curated record